This is a messenger RNA of Cynara cardunculus var. scolymus (artichoke), 1575 nucleotides long. Its product is annotated as probable fructokinase-7. The transcript has 8 exons. Gene Ontology annotation, biological process: fructose metabolic process. Gene Ontology annotation, molecular function: fructokinase activity. NCBI's taxonomy places the organism in Eukaryota, Viridiplantae, Streptophyta, Magnoliopsida, Asterales, Asteraceae. The record is from RefSeq and is a predicted model, not a curated record. The coding region runs from base 188 to 1225 and encodes 345 amino acids. Gene Ontology annotation, cellular component: cytosol.
GGAGAAAAAUCAGAAUCGGAGUCAAUCAAGAUCAUCAUCUUGACACAUUUGCAAAUCAAUAAAAAGGGCCAAACAUUUCUUUCUCGAUUCUUCUUCAUCUUUUCAAACCCCUUUCUCCAGGAUUUCACCCAACUUAACUAAUUUUGCUGUUGGUUCUGAUUUGCCUAUCUACCAAAUUCAUACCAACAUGGCGGAUAUUCCCACUUCAGAUGGCUUGAAAGACUCGUCCUUGUAUUCAAAUGGAAGCCUAGAGGCAGUCAAUUCACUUGUUGUGUGCUUUGGCGAAAUGUUGAUCGAUUUUGUGCCUUCAGUUUCUGGAGUUUCACUUGCAGAAGCACCCGACUUUCAAAAAGCUCCUGGCGGAGCUCCUGCCAACGUUGCUGUUGGUAUAUCAAGAUUGGGAGGUUCGUCUGCUUUCAUAGGCAAGGUGGGCGAUGAUGAAUUUGGGCGCAUGUUAGCUGACAUUUUGAAGAAAAACAAAGUUAACAACUCUGGCAUGCGAUUUGACCAAAAUGCAAGAACAGCUCUGGCGUUUGUUACUCUCAGAGCCGAUGGAGAGAGGGAAUUUAUGUUUUUCCGUAAUCCUAGUGCAGAUAUGCUUCUUCAUGAAUCAGAACUUGAUGUCAAUCUUAUCAAGCAGGCAAGCAUAUUUCACUAUGGUUCUAUCAGUUUGAUAGAAGAGCCAUGCAAAUCAACACAUCUUGCUGCAAUGGCGUUAGCAAAGCAAUCCGGUAGCAUCCUCUCUUAUGAUGUGAAUUUGAGAUUACCAUUAUGGCCAUCAGAAGAUGCGGCUCGAGAGGGCAUAAUGAGCAUAUGGGAUCAAGCAGAUGUCAUUAAGGUAAGUGAGGAUGAAAUUACUUUUUUGACUGGGGGCGAUGAUCCUUAUGAUGAUAAAGUGGUAUUGGAUAAGCUUUUUCAUCCCAACCUUAAGCUUUUGCUUGUAAGUGAAGGGCCACAUGGCUGCAGAUAUUAUACACAGAAAUUUAAGGGUAGAGUUCCUGGUGUUAAAGUAAAGUCUGUUGAUACUACAGGUGCCGGAGAUGCAUUUGUUGGUGGCAUUUUGAGCAUCUUAGCUUCGGAUACGAAUCUUUAUAAGGAUGAGAAGAGACUAAGGGAUGCGCUUCUCUUUGCAAACGCGUGUGGGGCCUUAACCGUAACCAAGAAAGGAGCAAUUCCAGCCAUGCCCACGAGAGAGGAAGUUCACAAAAUCCUGAAACAUGAAUGAGUUGAUGUUUCUUAUGUUGUUUUGUACCUGUUAAUAAGAUUAGCUCGUUUCCGCGCACCCUUUUUUUCUGGAACGGGUGGCGAAAAAAGGUUAUUUGAAUUGAACCCUGAAAUGUAUAAGUCUUAUCUUCAUUGGAAAUUGAAGGUAGCAGUUGUAGUUGUAAACUGAAGGGGGAGUUUUGUAUGUCAUAUUGAAGACAGCCAUGGAUGGAGCAUGGAGUCUGUACCAGAAGUAUCAACACUGUUGGUAAGGAUAUGUUGUUUGAUCCAUUUGUAGGGAACUUUUGACUGGUGAAAUUGUAUGGAAUAAGUUUUAACAAUCUUUAUGGGAAAAGAAGCUUUGUAUCGUGA